Molecule: messenger RNA, 15436 nt
Organism: Saimiri boliviensis boliviensis (Bolivian squirrel monkey)
Lineage: Eukaryota; Metazoa; Chordata; Mammalia; Primates; Cebidae
Gene: KALRN
Product: kalirin RhoGEF kinase
Biological process (GO): axon guidance; intracellular signal transduction; protein phosphorylation
Cellular component (GO): cytoplasm; extrinsic component of membrane; postsynaptic density
Molecular function (GO): protein kinase activity; protein binding; ATP binding
Source: RefSeq, a predicted model, not a curated record
UUCGGAAUGAUGGUUUGAAAGCUUCUGAUGUCCUUCCUAUCCUAAAGGAAAAAGUGGCCUUCGUGUCUGGGGGUCGUGAUAAGCGAGGCGGACCCAUCCUGACCUUCCCUGCUCGCAGCAAUCAUGACAGAAUAAGACAGGAAGACCUGCGGAAACUCGUGACGUAUUUGGCCAGCGUGCCAAGUGAGGACGUGUGCAAACGUGGCUUCACUGUCAUUAUCGACAUGCGGGGCUCCAAGUGGGACCUCAUCAAGCCCCUCCUCAAAACGCUUCAGGAAGCCUUUCCAGCUGAGAUCCAUGUGGCCCUCAUCAUCAAACCUGACAACUUCUGGCAGAAACAGAAGACCAACUUUGGCAGCUCCAAAUUCAUCUUUGAGACGAGCAUGGUAUCUGUGGAGGGCCUCACGAAGCUGGUGGACCCCUCCCAGCUGACGGAGGAGUUUGAUGGUUCCCUGGACUACAACCAUGAGGAGUGGAUUGAACUGCGGCUCUCCCUGGAGGAGUUCUUCAGUAGCGCCGUGCACCUGCUCUCACGCCUCGAGGACCUCCAGGAGAUGCUAGCCCGGAAGGAGUUUCCUGUGGAUGUGGAGGGCUCUCGGCGGCUCAUUGAUGAGCACACACAGCUCAAGAAAAAGGUGCUGAAGGCCCCUGUGGAGGAGCUGGACCGAGAGGGGCAGCGGCUGCUGCAGUGCAUCCGCUGUAGCGAUGGCUUCUCAGGACGCAACUGCAUCCCGGGCAGUGCCGACUUCCAGAGCCUGGUCCCUAAGAUCACCAGCCUCCUAGACAAGCUGCAUUCUACGCGGCAGCACCUGCACCAGAUGUGGCACGUGCGCAAGCUCAAGCUGGACCAGUGCUUUCAGCUGCGGCUCUUCGAGCAGGAUGCUGAGAAGAUGUUCGACUGGAUAAGCCACAACAAGGAGUUAUUCCUCCAGAGCCACACGGAGAUCGGAGUCAGCUACCAGUAUGCCCUAGACCUCCAGACGCAGCACAAUCACUUUGCCAUGAACUCCAUGAAUGCCUAUGUCAACAUCAACCGCAUCAUGUCUGUGGCUUCCCGCCUCUCUGAGGCUGGCCAUUAUGCCUCACAACAAAUCAAGCAGAUCUCCACCCAGCUAGACCAGGAGUGGAAGAGCUUUGCCGCUGCCCUGGAUGAACGCAGCACCAUCCUCGCCAUGUCUGCUGUGUUCCACCAGAAGGCUGAGCAGUUCCUGUCUGGAGUGGAUGCCUGGUGCAAGAUGUGCAGUGAAGGUGGUCUGCCAUCUGAGAUGCAGGACCUGGAGCUGGCAAUCCAUCACCACCAGACCUUGUAUGAGCAGGUGACCCAAGCCUACACAGAGGUCAGCCAGGAUGGCAAAGCUCUGCUAGAUGUGCUACAGCGGCCCCUGAGUCCUGGGAACUCCGAAUCCCUCACAGCCACAGCCAACUACUCCAAGGCAGUGCACCAGGUGCUGGACGUGGUGCACGAGGUGUUACACCACCAGCGACGGCUGGAGAGCAUCUGGCAGCACCGAAAGGUGCGACUCCAUCAGCGGCUGCAGCUCUGUGUCUUCCAGCAGGACGUACAGCAGGUAUUGGACUGGAUUGAAAACCAUGGUGAGGCCUUUCUCAGCAAACACACUGGAGUUGGGAAGUCCCUACAUCGAGCCCGGGCCUUGCAGAAGAGGCAUGAUGACUUUGAAGAGGUGGCUCAGAAUACGUACACCAAUGCGGACAAGCUCCUAGAAGCAGCGGAGCAGUUGGCUCAGACCGGGGAAUGUGACCCCGAGGAGAUCUACAAGGCAGCUCGACACCUGGAGGUGCGCAUUCAAGACUUCGUGCGCAGGGUGGAGCAGCGGAAGCUUCUCCUGGACAUGUCUGUCUCCUUCCACACACACACCAAAGAGUUGUGGACAUGGAUGGAAGAUCUUCAGAAGGAGAUGUUGGAGGAUGUAUGUGCAGACUCUGUGGAUGCAGUCCAGGAACUGAUCAAGCAGUUCCAGCAGCAGCAGACUGCCACUCUAGAUGCCACGCUCAAUGUCAUCAAGGAAGGCGAAGACCUUAUCCAGCAGCUCAGGUCAGCGCCUCCCUCCCUGGGGGAGCCCAGCGAGGCCAGGGACUCGGCUGUGUCCAACAACAAAACACCCCACACCAGCUCCAUCAGCCACAUCGAGUCGGUCCUGCAGCAGCUUGAUGAUGCCCAGGUGCAGAUGGAGGAGCUGUUCCACGAGCGGAAGAUCAAGCUGGACAUCUUCCUGCAACUGCGCAUCUUUGAGCAGUACACCAUCGAGGUGACAGCAGAGCUAGAUGCCUGGAAUGAAGACCUGCUUCGGCAGAUGAAUGACUUCAACACAGAGGACCUAACCUUGGCAGAACAGCGGCUGCAGCGCCACACAGAACGGAAGCUAGCCAUGAACAACAUGACCUUUGAGGUCAUUCAGCAGGGCCAGGAUCUGCACCAAUACAUCAUGGAGGUCCAGGCAUCAGGAAUUGAGUUGAUCUGUGAGAAAGACAUUGAUCUGGCAGCCCAGGUACAAGAGUUACUGGAAUUUCUCCAUGAGAAGCAGCAUGAAUUGGAGCUCAAUGCAGAGCAAACUCAUAAGCGGCUAGAGCAGUGCCUCCAAUUACGGCACCUCCAGGCUGAAGUCAAACAGGUCCUGGGAUGGAUCCGCAAUGGAGAGUCAAUGCUCAAUGCCAGCCUGGUCAAUGCCAGCUCUUUGUCGGAAGCAGAGCAGCUGCAGCGGGAGCAUGAGCAGUUCCAACUGGCCAUCGAGUCCCUCUUUCAUGCCACUUCCUUGCAGAAGACGCACCAGAGCGCCCUGCAGGUACAGCAGAAAGCCGAGGUGCUGCUCCAGGCUGGCCACUACGAUGCCGAUGCCAUCCGGGAAUGUGCUGAAAAGGUGGCCCUCCACUGGCAGCAGCUCAUGCUGAAGAUGGAAGACCGACUAAAACUGGUCAAUGCCUCUGUGGCCUUUUACAAAACUUCUGAACAGGUGUGUAGUGUCCUGGAGAGCUUAGAGCAAGAAUACCGGAGAGAUGAGGACUGGUGUGGUGGACGAGAUAAGCUGGGGCCAGCGGCAGAGAUUGACCAUGUCAUUCCACUCAUCAGCAAACAUUUGGAACAAAAGGAGGCUUUUCUUAAGGCCUGUACCUUGGCUCGGCGGAACGCUGAGGUGUUUCUCAAGUACAUCCACAGGAACAACGUCAGCAUGCCCAGUGUCGCCAGCCACACUCGGGGACCCGAGCAACAAGUGAAAGCCAUCCUGAGUGAGCUCCUGCAAAGGGAGAAUCGCGUGCUGCAUUUCUGGACUUUGAAGAAGCGUCGGUUAGACCAGUGCCAGCAAUACGUGGUGUUCGAGCGCAGCGCUAAGCAGGCGCUGGACUGGAUCCAAGAAACAGGUGAAUUUUACCUCUCAACACAUACCUCCGCUGGAGAGACCACAGAGGAGACUCAAGAACUGCUGAAAGAGUAUGGGGAAUUCAGGGUGCCUGCAAAGCAAACAAAGGAGAAGGUGAAGCUUCUGAUUCAGCUGGCCGAUAGCUUUGUGGAAAAAGGCCACAUUCAUGCCACGGAGAUAAGGAAAUGGGUGACCACGGUGGACAAGCACUACAGAGAUUUCUCCCUGAGGAUGGGGAAGUACCGGUACUCCCUGGAGAAAGCCCUAGGAGUCAACACAGAGGAUAAUAAGGACCUGGAGCUGGACAUCAUCCCAGCAAGCCUUUCGGAUCGGGAGGUCAAGCUGCGGGAUGCCAACCAUGAGGUCAAUGAAGAGAAGCGGAAGUCGGCCCGGAAGAAAGAAUUUAUUAUGGCUGAACUACUCCAGACAGAGAAGGCUUAUGUAAGGGAUUUACAUGAGUGCUUAGAGACCUACCUGUGGGAAAUGACCAGUGGUGUGGAGGAGAUCCCCCCUGGGAUCCUCAAUAAAGAGCAUAUCAUCUUUGGCAACAUCCAAGAGAUCUACGAUUUCCAUAACAACAUCUUCCUCAAAGAGCUGGAGAAGUACGAGCAGCUGCCUGAAGAUGUGGGACACUGCUUUGUUACCUGGGCAGACAAAUUUCAGAUGUAUGUCACCUACUGUAAAAACAAGCCUGAUUCCAACCAGCUUAUCCUGGAGCAUGCGGGCACCUUCUUUGAUGAGAUACAGCAGCGGCAUGGUCUGGCCAACUCCAUCUCUUCCUACCUAAUUAAGCCUGUCCAAAGGAUCACCAAAUAUCAACUGCUCCUGAAGGAACUUUUAACUUGCUGUGAAGAAGGGAAAGGGGAGCUCAAGGAUGGCCUGGAAGUGAUGCUCAGUGUCCCAAAGAAAGCCAAUGAUGCCAUGCAUGUCAGCAUGCUGGAAGGGUUCGACGAGAACCUGGACGUGCAGGGGGAGUUGAUUCUUCAGGAUGCCUUUCAAGUGUGGGACCCAAAGUCGCUGAUCCGGAAGGGGCGGGAGCGGCACUUGUUCCUCUUUGAGAUCUCCUUGGUUUUUAGCAAGGAGAUCAAAGACUCUACAGGACACACGAAAUAUGUUUACAAGAACAAGCUACUGACCUCAGAGCUGGGUGUGACCGAGCACGUGGAGGGCGACCCCUGCAAAUUUGCCUUGUGGUCUGGGCGCACCCCAUCCUCAGACAAUAAAACAGUGCUGAAAGCCUCCAACAUCGAAACCAAGCAGGAGUGGAUCAAGAACAUUCGAGAAGUGAUUCAAGAAAGGAUCAUUCACCUGAAAGGAGCUUUAAAGGAGCCACUUCAGCUCCCCAAAACACCAGCCAAACAGAGGAACAAUAGUAAGAGGGAUGGAGUGGAGGAUAUUGACAGCCAGGGGGAUGGGAGCAGCCAACCAGACACCAUCUCCAUUGCUUCUAGGACCUCUCAGAACACAGUGGACAGUGACAAGCUCUCUGGUGGAUGUGAGCUGACCGUGGUCCUCCAGGACUUCAGUGCUGGCCACAGCACCGAGCUGACCAUCCAGGUGGGGCAGACGGUGGAGCUGCUGGAGCGGCCCAGCGAGCGGCCCGGUUGGUGUCUGGUCCGUACCACGGAACGAAGCCCGCCCCUGGAGGGCCUGGUCCCCAGCAGUGCCCUGUGCAUCUCACACUCCCGAAGCAGCGUGGAGAUGGACUGCUUCUUCCCCUUGGUGAAAGAUGCAUACUCUCAUUCCUCAAGCGAGAAUGGAGGCAAAUCCGAGUCCGUGGCCAACCUGCAGGCCCAGCCCUCCCUGAACUCCAUCCACAGUUCCCCGGGUCCCAAGCGCUCCACCAACACCCUUAAGAAGUGGCUGACAAGUCCUGUACGCCGCCUCAACAGCGGGAAAGCAGACGGAAACAUCAAAAAGCAGAAGAAAGUUCGCGAUGGUCGGAAGAGCUUUGACCUGGGAUCUCCCAAGCCUGGGGAUGAGACAACCCCUCAGGGAGACAGCGCUGAUGAGAAGAGCAAGAAAGGUUGGGGUGAAGAUGAGCCGGAUGAAGAGUCACACACACCCCUCCCACCACCUAUGAAGAUUUUUGACAACGACCCUACGCAGGAUGAAAUGUCCUCCUCUUUGCUAGCAGCCCGGCAGGCUUCCACUGAAGUACCUACUGCUGCAGACCUUGUCAGUGCAAUAGAAAAGUUGGUCAAAAACAAGCUGAGUCUAGAAGGAGGGUCAUACCGGGGAAGCUUGAAAGACCCUGCAGGCUGCCUGAAUGAGGGGAUGGCCCCACCCACUCCUCCUAGAAACCUGGAAGAAGAACAGAAAGCCAAGGCCCUGAGAGGCAGGAUGUUUGUCCUGAAUGAGCUGGUUCAGACUGAGAAAGACUAUGUCAAGGAUCUGGGCAUUGUGGUGGAGGGCUUCAUGAAGAGAAUAGAAGAAAAGGGUGUCCCUGAGGAUAUGCGAGGGAAGGGCAAAAUCGUGUUUGGAAAUAUACAUCAGAUUUAUGACUGGCAUAAGGAUUUUUUCCUGGCGGAACUGGAAAAGUGUAUCCAGGAGCAAGACAGAUUGGCACAGCUCUUUAUUAAGCAUGAGCGGAAGCUGCACAUCUACGUGUGGUAUUGUCAGAAUAAGCCACGCUCAGAGUACAUCGUUGCUGAGUAUGACGCCUAUUUUGAGGAAGUAAAACAGGAGAUAAAUCAGAGGCUCACACUGAGUGACUUCCUCAUCAAGCCCAUUCAGAGAAUAACAAAAUACCAGUUGCUCCUCAAGGACUUCCUGAGAUACAGUGAAAAGGCUGGUUUGGAGUGUUCAGAUAUCGAGAAAGCAGUGGAGUUAAUGUGCCUUGUUCCCAAACGUUGCAAUGACAUGAUGAAUCUAGGACGUCUGCAGGGCUUUGAGGGCACCCUGACUGCUCAAGGGAAGCUGCUGCAACAGGACACGUUCUAUGUGAUAGACCUGGAUGCGGGCAUGCAGUCCCGGACCAAAGAGAGGCGCGUAUUCCUCUUUGAGCAGAUUGUCAUCUUCAGUGAACUGCUCAGGAAGGGAUCCCUCACCCCCGGCUACAUGUUCAAAAAGAGCAUCAAGAUGAAUUACUUGGUCCUGGAGGAGAAUGUGGACAAUGAUCCAUGCAAGUUUGCACUCAUGAACAGAGAGACUUCUGAGAGGGUCAUUCUGCAAGCCGCCAAUGCUGACAUCCAGCAGGCCUGGGUGCAGGACAUCAAUCAAGUCUUAGAAACACAGCGAGACUUUUUGAAUGCACUGCAGUCGCCCAUUGAGUAUCAGCGGAAAGAAAGGAGCACAGCCGUGAUGAAGUCUCAACCUGCCAGGCUUCCCCAAGCCAGCCCCAGGCCCUACUCCUCUGCUCCUGUGGGCUCAGAGAAGCCCCCAAAGGGCUCCAGCUAUAACCCACCUCUGCCACCCCUGAAGAUACCUACCUCCAAUGGCAGUCCAGGGUUUGAAUACCACCAGCCUGGGGACAAGUUUGAAGCCAGCAAGCAGAACGACCUGGGAGGCUGCAAUGGGACCUCGUCCAUGGCUGUGGUCAAAGAUUACUAUGCACUGAAGGAGAAUGAAAUCUGUGUGAGCCAAGGUGAGGUGGUCCAGGUCCUCGCCGUCAACCAGCAGAACAUGUGUCUGGUGUACCAGCCUGCCAGCGACCAUUCCCCCGCCGCCGAGGGCUGGGUCCCAGGCAGCAUCCUGGCACCCCUCACCAAAGCCACAGCAGCAGAAAGUAGUGACGGGAGCAUCAAGAAGUCAUGUUCAUGGCAUACUCUACGCAUGAGAAAGCGGGCGGAAGUGGAGAACACGGGUAAAAAUGAAGCCACAGGGCCUCGUAAACCCAAGGAUAUUCUGGGCAACAAAGUCUCUGUUAAAGAGACGAACAGUUCCGAGGAAUCAGAGUGUGAUGAUCUUGACCCUAAUACUAGCAUGGAGAUCUUAAAUCCAAAUUUCAUCCAAGAAGUGGCCCCAGAAUUCCUUGUGCCCUUGGUGGAUGUGACCUGCUUGCUUGGGGACACAGUGAUACUGCAAUGCAAAGCCUGUGGGCGGCCGAAGCCCACCAUCACUUGGAAGGGUCCAGACCAGAACAUCCUCGACACUGACAACAGCUCGGCCACAUACAGUGUCUCCUCUUGUGAUUCUGGAGAAAUCACCCUGAAGAUCUGCAAUCUGAUGCCCCAAGACAGUGGGAUUUAUACCUGCAUAGCGACAAAUGACCACGGGACCACAUCAACAUCUGCGACAGUCAAAGUGCAAGGUGUUCCAGCAGCCCCUAACCGCCCCAUUGCCCAGGAGAGAAGCUGCACGUCCGUGAUUCUCCGCUGGCUGCCCCCCUCCAGCACAGGAAACUGCACUAUUUCUGGUUACACUGUGGAGUACAGAGAGGAAGGUUCUCAGAUCUGGCAGCAGUCGGUGGCUUCGACCUUGGACACUUACCUCGUCAUUGAAGACCUUAGUCCCGGGUGUCCUUAUCAGUUCAGAGUCAGCGCCAGUAACCCCUGGGGAAUCAGCCUUCCCAGCGAGCCCUCGGAGUUUGUGCGACUUCCAGAAUAUGAUGCUGCCACUGAUGGUGCCACCAUUUCUUGGAAGGAAAAUUUUGACUCAGCUUACACUGAGCUGAAUGAAAUUGGAAGAGGCCGUUUCUCUAUAGUAAAGAAAUGUAUCCACAAGGCUACCCGCAAAGAUGUGGCUGUGAAAUUUGUUAGCAAAAAAAUGAAGAAGAAAGAACAGGCUGCCCACGAGGCCGCCCUGCUUCAGCACCUACAGCACCCCCAAUACAUCACUCUCCAUGACACCUAUGAGUCCCCCACAUCCUACAUCCUGAUUUUGGAACUGAUGGAUGAUGGCCGGCUGUUAGACUACCUUAUGAAUCAUGACGAACUGAUGGAGGAAAAAGUAGCUUUCUAUAUCCGAGACAUCAUGGAGGCUCUGCAGUACCUUCACAACUGCAGGGUUGCACAUUUGGACAUAAAGCCUGAAAACCUGCUCAUUGACCUACGGAUUCCAGUGCCUCGAGUGAAGCUCAUUGACUUGGAGGAUGCUGUCCAGAUCUCGGGUCACUUUCACAUUCACCACCUGCUGGGGAACCCCGAGUUUGCUGCCCCAGAAGUCAUCCAAGGCAUCCCUGUCUCCCUGGGGACAGACAUCUGGAGCAUCGGGGUUCUAACAUAUGUCAUGCUGAGUGGGGUCUCCCCCUUCUUGGAUGAGAGCAAAGAGGAGACAUGUAUCAACGUAUGCAGGGUGGAUUUCAGCUUUCCCCAUGAAUACUUCUGUGGUGUGAGCAAUGCUGCCAGAGAUUUUAUCAAUGUGAUCUUACAGGAAGACUUUCGGAGGCGGCCCACAGCGGCCACAUGCCUACAGCAUCCAUGGCUGCAGCCCCAUAAUGGCAGCUACUCUAAGAUCCCCCUGGACACCUCCCGCCUAGCAUGCUUCAUAGAACGCCGCAAGCACCAGAACGAUGUACGGCCUAUACCCAAUGUCAAGAGCUACAUUGUCAACCGGGUGAACCAAGGGACGUAGCUAUCUCCCAGCCCCUGUGGUUUCACAUAGAAGUGCAGUGUGAACCAAAGCAAGACUGAAUGUGACUGUAAAUAAUUCUGUUCGUCAUUUCACUCCAUGCAGUUCUCUGAAUUGAGAGAUGUACCUCUUAAACCUCGAUAAUAGUUAUUCAGGGUCUGAGCAGCAGUAAAAGUCACCCACAAUCCAGGAGCUUUCCAGAAAGUCAUUUGAAGAAAUAAAGAGGCAAAGGGUCACAGAAGUGUUCAGAAGAAGGGCAAGGAUAAGAAAAAUAUUAGCUGUUAUGAAAUUUUAGCUGCAUCUUCCAAAAUGAGUGGUUAACUGGGCAAACCUUAAGCUCACAAGAGUGUAAAAGAUCUCUGGCUUUGCUGAAAUUUUAAGCCAAAAGUUCUAUUUAAUGGAGAUGUCAUGUAUAUCAACUAUUCUGGUUUAGAUAACUUAGAUAUAGUUUCUUAAUAGGUUACAUAUACACAUACAGUAUAAUAUAUCCCAUUCAGGUUUCAGAGUUUUCUAAUAUUAAAGAGAUAUAUAUUAAAUCAAUCACAAGUAAGUGACUGCUCCAGUUAAGACAGUAAUUUAUUUACCGAAGCAUUACAUUGUUUUGACUAAGCACAAUCAGAUGGCAAGUUUUCUAGAGCAUUUUAUAAGUCUUGUAUAGAAAUCUUUUACCAGAACCUGUGCAUUAAGAGAAAGCAAUGUUGCCCUUUUGAAUGAGAAGAUUUUUUCUGUCAAUCACAGGUUUUUUGAUUGUUAGGUUCUUUCUGUGUGUGAAACACAACCUGCAAAUUCACUGGUAGCUCAGAGUUAGUCUGGCAAGAAAGCCUAUCGGGAAAUAAGUUCAAAUACAGUAUGAGCUGCGGGAGUAUUUUUGUGUCUACACUGGGUUUGAAAUAAGUAAAUGAAUAUGAGCGAUUCAUACAAAAGGGCAAAUGGAAACCUUUCCUAUGGUUCCUAUGAAAAACACACCAAUACUUUCUGAUUUCUUCUACGGCUGUAGAAUACCGUCUUUCAGAAAGUUGGCUGGCUUUAUUUCUAACUCCUUAUUGAAGCUAUGGGGUGCUUACUAAAAGGAGGCAGCCAUAUAGUCCUUCUAAAGGCCUGGCCCUAAGCCCUUUCUAAAGCCAUGGGACAAAACCUGACACAUCACCCUAACAGAACAUUAAGUUGUAACUGAGAUUGCAAUACCUGUUACCACUCAGCUGCUGAUAGUUUUCUGAACUAAAAGGACUAAUUUUACUUUGAGGCCAAUGCUGCUUUCUGGUAUAUAUUCUUCAUACAAGAUUAUUAUUAACUGCUCUUUUUCCCUCUGGUGGGAAAAAAAAAUUAAACCUGGGAGUUUCAUGGGUUUUCUUUGUUUAUUUUUGUUUGUGGGGGAGGGAGUUUGUUUUUUGUGUUUGUACAUGAUCCAUCCUUAGUUUGCUAGAAUGUGUGUUGAAAUUGCUAUUAUACAAGUAAGAUUUUAAAAAUGUAACUCAAGUGUUUGUUCAAAUCAGGUUUCAUGGCAUUGCUUCUCUCCUAUAAUGGGAUAGAGAAAAUUAAAAUCUUGCAGUACGGAAGUUCAAGAAGAGAACUUACGAAGGACGAAUAGAACUACAAAUCUAUCUAAAUGAAAAAGAAAUGGUGGAAACUAAGCCUGAACUUUAACAUAUAAAGAAAACACUUGUUCCCACAGUGGAAAUGGAAAAUUAAAAAUCAUCAUCAUUUUUUUUCUUAUUGGUUUCAAAGUCAGCUUCCUCAUUCCAUGCAAGAUUAUAGAUGGAUACUUUAGUGGAAAGUAUAAGCAAUAAGACUAGAUAGCACUUAGUGUUUUCGGGAUUAACCAAAUGUGUGGAAACCGACUCCGACUGUAUCCGACUAUAUUUGUUUUCUAGUUUUCAAAUGGCCCUGGGUCAUUAAGCCUCACUCCCUCAGACGUCUCUCUUAACUAUACCCUAUAGUCUUCAUUUGAACCUUUAUGUAUGUCCAAACACUCUAUGAUACAAUACAUAAAAAUUUAAAUCAUACUUACUAAAAAUCCUUUUAGUAAACAUGUUUACUGAAAUUUUUUAAAAUUCAAAAGAUAUUUAGUACAUUUUUUUAGUAAACGUUUUCAUUAUGCUUAAAAAUUUUUAAACAUCUUUAUUAAAAAUCCUUUUAGUAAACAUGUUUACUAAAACCCUUUCAGUAAACAUGUCUUCAUUAUGGUAUACACAUAAAGGAGGAAAGCCCAGCCCAUAGGGUUUGUCAUGGGACAGACUGCAGGCUCUGAGGAUUCCCAAUAUCUAUAAAGUCUGGCUCGGCAAGUUCUGUUCUGUCCACCGUGGAGGAUUUGAAUCAAGAUCCCCCUGCUGAGCCAGUCUGAGUUUUUAUAACAAGCUGAGUUUCUUCUUGAGAAGGUCAGGGCCCAGGACGGUGAUGCAUAGACCAUGACGGGUGUCGGGGGAACGGGGGGUUGUUGAAAUUAUGUUAUGGGGGCAGUUGACGGAAUGUUAGACAGAACCCAAGCUUUCAUAUCAGCUUUUACAACAGUGUUGGGAGGAUCCAAAUGUGGGGUUGCGUGGAAUUCCCCCAAGUACACGUACUGGGGAAGUGAGAAGACGGGAAAGGAGAGACGUAGAAAGGAAGUAGAAUGGUUUUGGGGCCAAGGUACAAUCAUUAGACUAGAAUGAACUUAAUAGAGGUCCCAAGAGAAAGGGAGUAUAUUUUAUAUAGUUUCAUAACAGAGGGAAACUAACAGGAAGGCUCCCUGUCUGCAAGGCUCCUGGUCCCUCCCAACAGGGAUAAGAGAAUAGUCUUGGUUCAAGAGUUCUCCAGAGCAAGUUGGAAAUAACUAGGAAUACCAGACGAUGGGCCUGGGAAAUGUAAUUUAGGUUGUUCUGAGGGCAACCAUGGUUAGGGAAGAAGGAUCAGGGACCACUCUUGUUCCUAUUUUGGCAGGGAGAUUUAUUACUUGGUAGUAAAGAAGAGAGGAGAGAAGAGAAAAUAGUCCACUUCUAUCAUAAUGAUGGUUGUCCACAGUGAGACUGAACUCCCAGCUGAAAUGCGAAAAACAAACAAUGGUCAAGGUCACACGUUUCUUGCUUGGCUUAUAUUCAUUGCAUAGGGUUCUAAGGUUUUUGUUUUGUUUUUUAAGGGUGGGACACAGAAAGAAUGAAAAGAUCAGGGACAGCCCAUAAUAACUUUUAAGAAGUAUUAAUGUAAUGAUUUCCUACAUCUUUUGCAUUUGUUUCAAAUUAAAUAGAUAUAUAUCCAAGUAUAGUUGAAUGUGGUAAAAUUUUUAAGAAAACAAAUGGUAAUGGUGGAGAUGUCCUUCAAGUCUCUCUCAGCCAUAAACAGUGUAACGGGGAGUAGAGGAAGCAGAGGAGAACGCUGGCUUCACUGCUUUGUGGUCCACAAAGCCUUUAUAAAUAGUAGUGCCUUUCAGAGGGGAGAAUGGGAGAUAAAGAAGUUCAUUGCAUUUAGAUUUACUGAUACUGCAGCAUUUUUUCUUUAUUUUAAAAAUGUCUUGUAAAUGCAAACAUCUGAAUAUGGGGUGGAACCAGGAAUUUUUGAGCUUCGAUCUCAGCUAUUCCUGAUUCAUCUCUUCUUACAGAAAGUCUUUGUUUUUUCUUCUCAAAAUGUCCCCAUUGGUAAAAUGAGAAUUGGGGGUGGGGAAAGAGGAAGGACAUUAAUCUUACAGGAAUGUUGAGAAAUAACCUUGGUUGGGACAUCUAUAAAAUACUUUGAUUUUUUUUUUUAAAGUGCUACACACUGCCAGUGCUAAGAAUUUUAUUGAUAGUAACUUUGAACAUUCCAGGUUUUUAAUAUUCACAUCUUUAGAUACAAUUUAUAAACUCAUGAGAUUAAAUUCUGCAAAUUGCUUUCAGAUUAAAUUCUGUAACUUUCAGUUGGAAGUAUUAGGUGCUCUUUGUCUAAAUGUUAUUUGGUCUUAGCGUAUAAUUUCGAUCAUUUAAGAGCUUAUCUACUGAAAAAAGUUAGAGCUGAUGAAGUCUUAUGUCCAUAAGCCGUUUUCUCCAGUAUUUUUUAUGGCAAGUGCAAAGAGUAAAAUGCCCUCAAAAGCAGCUGCUACCUUCUCUUCUCAAUCUUUAUGCUCUGGAAAGACAGACAGAAAAGAACCCAACAACCAUUUUCCUCACUUGGGAGGGCAGAAGUGAGAAGAAAACAUCUUCUUACAUCACAAUUUAUUUUUUACAGUCUCACAGGAAUCUAUUAUAAGAGGCAAAUUAAAGGCACAGGCAAGUUAAAUGCAUAGAAAUGAAUUUGACUGUUCAUUUUUGGAGGACAAACCUUGAAACUUUUGUUUUUAAGAUGGCUUAGUCUUUCAGGAGUUGCAUAUUUGCUGUCCCAUAACCCCCAUGAUUAGAUCCCAUGAGUUAGGCAUUACUUUUUUCUUGCCUCUGUAGAAGAGCAUGGCAAUUUAGAUUUGUGAGAAUAUGAGGAAGUAAAUAUAAUAUAAACUAAAUUCCAGUUAUUUCUGUGCAUCAACUGAAAUUUUGCCUCAUGCAUUUAAUAGAGGAGGAAAUAUUUUGUAAAUAAGAGGUCUUUGUAGAGGGGCAAAGUUCAGACUCACCAUGUCCUUAUUCAGUGUGGACAAUGAAUUGUGCUGGAUGAGUUUUGAGGAAUGUAGACCUUCCUUUCUCUCCUGGGUUGCACCUCUGUGGAGUCUGGGUUAGACAAACACAGUAUGUGACCUUUCAGUGGAUUUAUUUAUAAAACUGCACCUUGAUUUUUCUUCACUAUUUAAAGUCUAGGAAUGAUUUGAGGAUGAAUGAUUAAACCCAGGGUGAGCCUAGAGAAGACAGAGCUCACACAUGUAUCAUCCAGAAAAGGAAAGCUACUAUGUUAAUAUUUAUUUUCUAAAAAUAGUAAGACUCUCAGUUGUUUCAUUAAUUCUAAAGGGUUAAAAAGGGCUGAAAUUUGUUUAUAGCACUAAAUGUUUUUAAUAGGAAAUAUUCACAUAAAAAAUUUAUACAGAAGUAGUAGAACACAAUUCUCAUAAGAACAUAUUUUCUAUGAAAGGCAUUUCUUCCUCAUCUUCAAUAAAUAUAAAGAAGUUAGAGGAGAGGAAAAAGCAGUCACUCCAAGGCAACUUUUCAUCUUUGAGGGACAUUAUGAAAAGCCUGAAAUUAAUAUGCACAGGCCAUUGCGUUUUUCUGUGAGAAAUGUGCCCAUUUGCUGUGAUAUUCUAAAGUGUGUUCAGAUUUAGGUUUUACUCAAAUGAUCAAGAUAACAGUUUAGCUAGAUAACUGCUAUUUCAGAUAGUGAGGUUAGCUGAGAGAAGGAAGCAUGGUAGAAGAAAUGCAAAUAACAGUUCUUGGAAUGCCAGCCCCUGAGGCUUAGUUUAACCAAGCUAAUCUGUUGGCCCAGGGAUAGCCAGCAUAGGAGCUUCCAUCAGUACCUGACUUCCAACGAGAAUUGAGUCCACAUUCUGGAGUGCUAUGGAGACUGUUACUAUGACCUCAAAGACUGUCUCUAGGAAUCUGAAAUUAACAAACGUCUCUUACUAACUUAAGCCAUAUCUGUCAUCUCUAUGUUUGAUAUUUCUGACCCUGGUGCUUUUACUUCUUUUUCUGCCAAACUUCAGCCUACUCUAUGGGGAAGGUGAGUAAAACUAAUAGAACAAAUAAGGAGACUGGAAAAACUAAACAUACUCUUCAGAAUGAGAUCCUGUUCAGAGAACAGUAGUGGUCAAAGUGCAAACUGUUGGAAAAUACAGAUAUAUGUACAUCGGUACAUGUAUAUAGUGUAUAAUAUGUAUGUAUAUGUUAUUGCUCAUAUGCAGAAAUCUAUCCAUUUGCAGACAGCCCAGGUGGGUCAAUUUUUCUAUUGGAAAACCAUUUAGGGCCAUUCAAAACCAUUAGGGCUAAUUUGUGGAGACAAACUCUACUCAUUUGGGAAUUAAUUUGCUGUCUUUUGAUGUCCACAAAGCCAAAUUAACAAAGUGUGAAACAUAAAGAGGCCAUCAGUUAGGUUAUUCUGUUUAUCUGGACUUUAUCAUUAUAGUUGAACUAUCAAUAGUCAAUUUCCAAACUGUAUUGGCAUCUCUUGGUUUUGAGUGACCCCUGCCUCCAAGUCUUUUGAGAAUUUGGAGUGGGCUUCACUGGCCAUUCAGACAAAGGGCCUUAUUCAUAAGUGGACAGGUUUCCCCAUAGGGACCAUCACACAUAUACAUAUAAGUAUAUACUUCCAUCAGGCUUGUAACAAUUGAUUUAAAAUCACUCCACAGUAUUGAUAAAUAGCUCUAUAUUUUCAAGGUGCAGAAGAAUUCCACAGCCUUAAUUAUUUCAGUGUCUUGCUGGUCUGCCUUAAGUGUAUCUUCUGGAUUUUUGGUUGUUUUAUUAUUUUUUAAAUUUUUCUGCUGUUGUUCAUUUUGUAUGCAUACAAUGUCGUUUUGUAAAGGUAGGUUGUAAAUAUUUUAUUUGUAAGUCAAAAUCACUCAUGUGUAAUGUUGUAAAGUGAUGACCUACUGUCUUGUUUCUGCUACAGUCAAUGUUAUAAGUUAUGAAUGAAACUUCAAAAUGUACAUCUCACAUGUUAUGCAUUCCUAUAAAUAUACUAUACUAAAGAUACUA